CAGCCUCUCUCUCUAGAUUCUCUCUCCUAAUAAAAGAGAGAAAAAAAACCCAAGAAAAAUAAGAGAGAGAAACUCUCUCUCUCUCAUCACCCACCCAACCAAGCCACCCCCUCUCUCUCUUCCUUGCAAGCAUCCAUCUCAUCAAAGGCCAAACCCUCCUCCUCUCCCCAACAAGAACAACAAGGAGGCGCGAUUCACGCGAACAAUCACAGGAGGGGGAGAGAAGGGGAGAAAUCAUCCGCUCAUCUCCCAAAAUCCUCCAAAAAAAUCCAUCUUUAUCCCGAAAAGAUCCUCCUUUUCUUGGGGUUUCUGACAGGCGUGCACGGCUAUCUUUAGGCGUUCUCGGCCUCAUCUCUCGUGGAAAGGUUCUUCUUCUUCGGGGUUGUUUGCUGCUGCUUAAUUUGAGGAGGAAAAGCCCAAUUCUUGUGGGGAGUGAAGGGAGGGAGGAGGGGGGCAUGGCGGAGGAGGGGGAGGAGAGGCGGCGGUUCUCGAAUCUUCGCGGCGUCCGGUGGCGGGUCGAUCUCGGCAUCCUGCCGGCUUCGCCGGGGGCGUCGGUGGACGAGCACCGCCGCGCCGCCGCCGAUUCGCGGAGGAGAUAUGUUAGUUUGAGACGACGUCUUCUGGUAGACCCUCAUGUUCCGAAGGAGGAGGGCAGAUCAUCAAACCUCAUUGUCGACAACCCGCUAUCUCAGAACCCUGAUAGUAGCUGGGGUCGGUUUUUCAGAGGCGCGGAGUUGGAAAAAACCGUAGAUCAAGAUUUGUCUCGUUUAUAUCCUGAAGAUGGAAGUUACUUUCAAACGCCUACUUGUCAGGCCAUGCUGCGUCGAAUACUAUUGAUGUGGUGCCUUCAGCACCCAGAACAUGGAUACCGCCAAGGAAUGCAUGAGCUAUUGGCCCCUCUAGUGUAUGUUCUUCAAGUUGACAUUGACAAACUAUCUCAAGUACGAAAAUUGCAUGAAGAUUGCUUCAAUGAUGAUUUUGAUGGAGUUCCUUUCCCAGAUACCGAUAUGGUUUUCAGCUAUAAACCUAGAAAGGACCCAAAAUGGAGUUUUGGAGCUGACAAUCAGAAUGAUUCUGAACGAUCUUCCAAAAGUAACACUCUUGAUGAGCUUGAUCCGGACACAAAAGAAAUAAUUUUACUUAGUGAUGCAUAUGGCGCGGAAGGCGAACUAGGCAUUGUUUUGUCAGAAAGGUUUAUGGAACAUGAUGCCUAUUCUAUGUUUGAUGGUUUGAUGGAUGGAGGUAGCGGAGUGGUACGCAUGGCAGAGUUUUUCUCCCCAUCCUCUGUUGGAUCUAGCUCAAAUCUACCACCUGUUAUUGAAGCCUCAUCAGCAUUAUUUCAUUUGCUCUCAAUUGUUGAGCCAACCCUCCAUAAUCAUUUCAUUGAGUUGAAAGUGGAACCACAGUGGUUCGCACUUCGUUGGUUGCGAGUCUUGUUUGGACGAGAAUUCUGCCUCAAUGAUCUUUUGGUAGUAUGGGACAAAGUUUUUGCUUGUUCAAACAAUAUGCUGCUAAGUAGUGAUGAGGAAUAUAACUUUCGUAUCUUGUGUUCAGAUAGAGGAGCAUUUAUUGCAGCCAUGGCAGUUUCUAUGCUUCUUCAUAUUAGGUCGUCUUUGUUGGCUACUGAACUUGAUGUCUUCUGUCUUCAGAGAUUAUUAAAUUUUCCAACGAAUAUUGAUGUGCAGAAGCUAAUUGAGAAAGCCAACUCCCUACAGUCUAUUGCAAUUGAUGCGAACACUUCAUCCUCAUCUUUCCUUUUAAAGAGGGAUAGCUAUGAGUUUGACAGAGUUCACAGCAAUCUCUCUUCUUCAACUCCUCCGAGAACUCCAUUGCAUCCUGUUUCUGAGAGUUACUGGGAAGAGAAGUGGAGGAAUGUGCACAAGGACGGAACAACCCCCAAGGAGGUUGAGAGGGGCAAUUCUUUUAGUAAACAAUUAAAGAAAUCUUUGACCCAGAAGCUUGGUUUAUCUAGGACAGAGUCAGAUCCUUCUCCAGUGAAGGUCCUCAGUGUGAGUAGUAAUGAUACUCGGAAUUCAGUAAGACGUUGCCUUCUGAAUACUUUAUCAGAUGAUUUGGAUUGUUCUAAUGAACUUGCCGGGAAAACUCAGGAAGACGAAUUCCCUAUCAUCUCAGUUCACAGGGAGCAUCCUCUGAGCUCUGCAGAGCCUUCCAAGUUAAAGGCAGCUGGUGAAAAUGUAACUGUGAGCGCAUCAUGUGUGGCAAAACUCAGCCCUCUAAAAAAAUCUGUGGUUGAGCCAGCUAAUGAGAACGCAACACAGGGGACAAAGUGUGUACCAGAAGCUUGUUCCAGCGGUGAGAACUCUCCAGUGUUCUAUGCAGCCAGAGCCAGUGCUGGUAAUGAACCUUUGAAUGGCCAGGACACGGAUUCUGAGAGUAGCAGUGUUACCUCAAAUUCCUUUGCUGGUGACCAUGAUAGGGAUGAAAUUCUGAAAGAUGAGCCAUCCAGCUCUAAUGAUGAUAACAAAACCAUCCAAGAUUCAGAAGCAGCAUCUUCUGAUAAAAGUCCAGACCGAAAUGGAACCUCUGAGAGGGCUGUCGUUUCUAAUGAAAGAAAGCCAUUCAUUAGUAAAUUCCAGUGGCUCUUGAAGUUGGGAAGACCUUCGGUUGAAGGCAACAUGGAGAAGAGUAGUGGAGAGACAUCAGCUGAUAAACAAGACGGGGACACAUCCUGUUCUCCUUCUGAUGGGAAUUCAAAUAACUCCCGUGGUAGCGUAAAGUUGGCUUCUGGUGAUAAAAAGGUCAUGGGCAGCCUAAAGAAUCUUGGACAAAACAUGCUUGAAAAUAUCCAGGUGAUUGAGUCGGCAUUUCAGCAAGACCGUGGUCAGCCUGGCCCUGUGGAGAACUUCUCAAACAACAUUCUUGGAGGCAAAGGACAGGUCACUGCAAUGGCUGCUCUGACGGAGCUUCGCAAGAUCAGCAAUCUGCUGAGCGAGAUGUAACAGUGUAAGAUGUAUCGCCCAUUCUUUCCCAGCUUUCUAGCUCAGCUAAGGCCUGGUAGUAAUAAGUCAGGUACCUAGGUCUUUUUCAUUCAGCAGUGCUUGGCACUGCUUGAAUAUGUAUAUAUAGAUUCGAUUCGAUUCCAUUCCAUUGAGUAAAUCAUGUAAGCAUUGUACAAGGAUCACCCGUGGAUUUACCUGGCGCGUGAUGAGGGAGUAGUUCUCUCCGGCAUUAGGAAGCUAUCUAAUGAUGGAUGAAAUUUUGUAAGAUAAACUUUUUAAGGAAGAAUAAGCAGAAUAUGUUGCAAUAUGUGCGAGCUACAAUGCAGCUGGAUGAUUUGUUCGUCAGGCUGUUCUAUGUUCA
This is a messenger RNA of Oryza sativa Japonica Group (Japanese rice), 3321 nucleotides long. RefSeq lists its product as uncharacterized. Gene Ontology annotation, molecular function: GTPase activator activity. Gene Ontology annotation, biological process: activation of GTPase activity. Lineage: Eukaryota; Viridiplantae; Streptophyta; Magnoliopsida; Poales; Poaceae. The record is from RefSeq and is a predicted model, not a curated record.